This is a messenger RNA of Nematolebias whitei (Rio pearlfish), 3292 nucleotides long. It is a transcript of the gene tfr1b, whose product is annotated as transferrin receptor 1b. The transcript is spliced from 15 exons. NCBI's taxonomy places the organism in Eukaryota, Metazoa, Chordata, Actinopteri, Cyprinodontiformes, Rivulidae. The coding region runs from base 1 to 1704 and encodes 567 amino acids. The record is from RefSeq and is a predicted model, not a curated record. Gene Ontology annotation, cellular component: external side of plasma membrane. Gene Ontology annotation, biological process: intracellular iron ion homeostasis; iron ion transport.
AUGAGUCUGUGGAACCGUUUAAAUUGUAUCUACUUUGGUUCAGAUGUCUUUAAACCUGAGGGCUAUUUAGCGUACAGUGCUCCUGGCAAAGUUCAGGGUCGACUGGUGUAUGGAAGCUACGGUCGCCAGGAAGAUUUGGAGUUUGUACAGAAGAGCGUUAAUCUGACUGGUGCUGUGCUGCUGCUUCGUGCCGGAAAGAUCAGUUUUGCACAACAGGUGGACAAUGCUGCCAAAAAGGGAGCCUCUGCUGUUUUAAUCUACCCUGAUCCCCAGGAUUACAAACUCGUUGCAACCACAGAACUUUAUGGACAUGUCCACCUGGGCUCAGGCGACCCCUACACCCCUGGAUUCCCUUCCUUCAACCACACCCAGUUUGCCCAAACCAAGUCAUCUGGUCUUCCUAAAAUCCCAGCCCAGACUAUCACUGCCAAUAUAGCUACAACUCUUCUACAGAAAAUUGGUGGCCCUGACUCAAGCAGUGGCUUUAGAGGUGAGCUCCAGUCUGUGUCCUACAAGCUGGGAGGGGUUGAGAACAUCACUGUUGAGGUGAACAACGUGUUGGUCAACAAGGAGCUCCACAACGUGUUUGGAGUGAUCAAAGGAUUCGUUGAUCCUGAUCGUUAUGUUGUGCUGGGAGCGCAGAGAGAUGCCUGGGGGAACGGUUACGCCAAGGCCACUGUUGGCACCUCCAUUCUGGUGGAGCUGGCCAAGGCAUUCAACGAGAUGGUGGAGAAGGAUGAUUUUAGACCCAGAAGAAGCUUGAUUUUUGCCAGCUGGAGUGCUGGAGAGUACGGGAGUGUUGGCGCCACAGAGUGGUUGGAGGGUUAUAUGUCGUCAACUGACAGAAGUGUCUUCACCUAUAUAAGUCUGGAUGGAGUAGUGAUGGGUCGUGGAAGCUUCAUAGCCUCAGCGAGUCCGCUCCUCAACGGUUUGAUUGAAAAAACAAUGGAAGAGGUGAACAUGCCUUUUGGAUCUCAGACCAUGUAUAAAAUGAUGGGAGGAAACAACUGGGAGGCCAAAGUACUCAGGCCAAUGUCAAUGGAUGACCCUGCCUAUCCAUUCCUGGCUUUCUCUGGAAUUCCCUCCAUCUCUUUCCACUUCAUCUCAGUGAAUACCGAGUCAUAUGCUUACUACGGCACCAACCUGGACAGCAAAGACAACCUCAAUUACCAAACCAACAAACGCACCAGUGAUGUUAUGGUGACGGCAGCCCAGUUCGCUGGUCAAAUGGCUUUACGAUUGGUCCACGACAACCUGUUGAGCCUGGACGUGAGUCGGUACAGCAGCCCCAUCACCAGAGCUGUGGCCAAAAUUUACAAGCGCAUCAAUCAGCUCUCACAGUCUGGUGACCUGAAGGGCAUUAGUCCCAACUGGCUGAAUCUAGCUCGAGGUUCAUACCAGCGAGCAGCUGACAAAAUCAACAAAGCCAUCGACAACACAGACGUAUCUGAUCGAGAGGCCUGCCGGAUCCUCAACGACAGGAUCAUGAGGGUUGAGCGCUCUCUCCUCUCUCCAUACGUAUCCCCCGUUGAGACUCCUUUCCGCCACCUCCUGCUCGGCCGGGGCUCCCACACCUUAGCGUCCAUCGCAGAGACCACCAACAUGGAGCAGCUCCGCACCCAGCUGGCCCUCGCCACCUGGAACCUGCAGGGAUGCGCCAAUGCCAUGAUGGAGAACAUCGCCGACAUCGACGAUGAAAUUUAACCUAAGAAACCUUAAGCACAAAGUAUCAGAGGUCCCUUUCUUUAAAUUCAGAGUGAGAUAAUUUUUCCAUUCCUCUUCUUAAAUUCAAAGAUCCUACGAGGGGAAAAAUAAGAACUGUCCAAAUUAAGAGCCAAAUACUUGAAAAUGAAAAUGGAGUUCAGCUCUCCUUCAUCAACAAACUGAAACGGGCAGAGAUUUUGUUGCUGCCUCUUGCCAUUAAAGCACUGAUACCUUAUUUAUACUUUAUGCAUAUUUAUCAGUGGCAGUGCCCACUAUAUUUAUUAUCUUUUGUUUUUUUUAUACAGCAUUAUCGGAAGCAGUGUCUUCCAUAAUUAUGACGGUUAUACUGUCGAAAGCCACAGCAGCAUCUGCUACACAAAUGACUCCUUGUUACUGACUAAAUGGAGCCUCGGAUAACGUUACGUUUUCCUUUUUCUGCCAUUUAUUUGUCCCUUUUUUUGAAACAUUGGAAAAACUAGCAAUUACGUUGUCCAAAGAUGUGUCAAAUGGGAGAAAUAAAUGGCAGAAAGAUGUACUAAAUUCAAAAUUGGUUUGACCAAAUCAAAGUAGAAACUGUCUGUUUUUUGUAACUUCAUUUGCUUAAAGGCAAGAAAGUGAUUUUUAGCAAAUUAAAUUUAUGACUACGCAAAACAAGACAUGGACAGAUUAUUAAACCUCUGAACUGAUUGGUUAAAAUCAACAGUAAAUCCAUUUAUGUUAAAGCGUCUCUAAAUUAUAACACUUAACAAUGGCGUUAUCGGGAGCAGUGCCUUCCAUAAUUUAAACCCAUUAUCGGGAGCAGUGUCUUCCAUGAUGAUUACCAGUGACGGUAGUUUUUGCCUACCUUUUUUUUUCGUUUUGUAUUUUGUAUGUUGUGUAUUUAUCGAGAGCAGUGUCUCUCAUAUUUCACUUAAAGGGUGGAACAACUUGUCGGGGACAGUGUUUCCCAGAGUUUUAUACUUAUUAGUGUUUAUGGUUCAUUUUUGGAUUAUGUUCCUUGGUGCAGUGUUGUGUGGACCUCUUGUUUCUCUUUAUCAUGUUUGGAUGUCUAUUAUUGUAUGGUUUAUAACACAAGGUGAGCCUCACCAGGGGAGGUGGGUAACGGAGCAUUUGUCCAGAUUAUGAGGAAGUUUUAACAGACUGACAUAUUUCACAAAGUAAAGGUAGAAUUGUUGCAUAGUUGUUUCCAGUGUAGCAACUUCUUGAAAUUUCCUUCGUCAUCCCAUUUAAAAUACCAUCAAAUCUUAUACACGUUCAGGAUUUGCUAAAUGGUCACAUUUGACUCCCGUGCAAAAGAUUUUUAUAGAUUCCUGUACAAUAAUAGUCUUGCUUUAAUGAAAAUGUGACCUAAAAAGGUCAUUUGCCAUUAUUAUUGUUGCCAAAACAGAAAAAAAUAUGCCAUAUUUGAAUUGCAAUCAUGCCGUAACUCCUCUUAAUACGGAACUGAUUUUCAGGCAGAGCCACCAUGUUAACUGGUUUAAAGUAUAUAGUUCUUGCCCACCUCUCCUGUAUGAAUAAUUCCAGAUUGAGCAUCUUAGUAGCUCAACACUGAAAGUUUUAAAUGCACUGUAUUUAUUCUAGACAAUAC